AUGACUCAGAGCAAGACUUGGAAGGAGGUUUCAGCGGCCAAGCAGGCUGCACGCACAGCGGCCAUCCCGGCCGAGUGGAAGAUUCAGGUCCCUGCCAAGGCCAACGUCAUGUCUAUUCCGGCCACCUGCGGUGUCCUCACUCCCGACGAGAUCAAGAUCACCGAGACGCCUGCCGGACAGCUAGCCAACGCCCUCCUUUCCAGAGAGUUGACCUCUGAAGCAGUGGUCACGGCCUUCUGCAAGCGUGCCGCCAUCGCGCAGCAGCUAACCAACUGCCUAACGGAGAUUUGGUUUGACGCUGCGAUCGCCGAGGCGCGCAAGAUCGAUGAAGAAUACGCCAAGACCGGCACUCCGCGCGGCCCGCUCCACGGUCUUCCGAUGAGCUUGAAGGACAAUGUCAAUGUCAAGGGGUUCGACACGACGAUCGGAUACAUCGAGUACUGCGACAAGCCAGCGUCCGACGACUCGGUGCUCGCCAAGGCGUUCCGCUCAGCCGGCGCUGUGCUGUUCUGCAAGACCAACGUGCCGACAGCCAUGCUCAUGGCUGAGACGUACAACAAUGUGUGGGGCUACACGCCGAACCCCUACAACUCGGCGUAUGGGGCGGGCGGUUCAAGCGGCGGCGAAGGCGCCCUCGUCGCUCUCCGCGGUACCCCGCUCGGAACGGGCACGGAUAUCGGAGGAUCGAUCCGUAUCCCGAGCGCAGUCAACGGCGUGUUUGGUCUCAAGCCUUCCGCCGGCCGCUUCCCGCUCAUGGGGGGGCGGCCAGGCCUGCCGGGCCAGGAGGCGAUCAAGUCUGUCAUUGGGCCAAUGGCGACCGACCUCGACAGCCUCGAAAUGUGGGGCAAGGCCGUUCUCGCUUGCAAGCCUUGGGAAACAGACCCGGCCGUGUACAGGCUUCCCUGGCGCGAGGUGGAAGUGCCUGAGAAGUUGUCUUUCGGUAUCAUCAUGGACGACGGGGUGAUCAAGCCCACGCCGGCCGUCACGCGCGUGCUCAAAGAAACUCGGGCAGCGCUCGAGGCCGCCGGCCACACCGUGGUCGAGUGGCAGCCGUACCAGAUCAACAGGGCGGUCGACCUCUUCUUCGCCCUCAUCAAGGGCGACGGCGGCGUGACCAUCAGCAACACCAUCAAGGGCGAAAUCCCCGAGCCCUUCCCCACCGGUUUGGUUCAGUUUGACGCUGCCGCUGAAGCCGCACGCGCCAAUCCACCCACAGUUAAUGAGCUGUGGAAGACCCAAGCCGCGCGGCAGGCAUACCUGGCCGAGUUCCUUGCCCACUGGCAGGCAACCCGUGAGCUCUCCGGCACGGGCCGGCCAUUUGACGGCGUCAUCGCUCCCAUUGCGCCAUACCCCGCAGGGAAGCGGUACAACUUCCCGAUCCGCGAGGGGUCGUACACUUUCGUAUGGAACCUCACGGACCAGACCAGCCUUGCGUUCCCCGCCGGUACUGUCAAGAGCUCGGAUGUCGGUGAGAUAGGGCGCGAGUACCGCAGCGCCCACGAGAAGAACGCAUGGGACAACUACGACGUACAGGGUCUCGAGGGGAUGCCUGUUGGUUUGCAGGUGGUCCUGCCUCGCCACGAAGAGGAGCUGGCUAUCAAGCUCGGCGGGAUUAUUGUAGACGCAAUUGGCACCCAGCAGCACGCCACAUAG
Cutaneotrichosporon cavernicola is the source of this 1653-nucleotide messenger RNA. RefSeq lists its product as uncharacterized. The coding region runs from base 1 to 1653 and encodes 550 amino acids. The record is from RefSeq and is a predicted model, not a curated record. Lineage: Eukaryota; Fungi; Basidiomycota; Tremellomycetes; Trichosporonales; Trichosporonaceae. The transcript has a single exon.